UAUAAUUUAUUUUUUAAUUUUUUUCGUCCCGAUUUUCUCUCUUACAGUACUGUAUUUUCUUAGGACAAUUAAGCAGCCAUUAAUCUGGGUUCUCAUCAAAGCUCCAUGUCAGGACAGGUCCAUUGCAUGGCGAUGAGACUGAAUCUUGACUGCAAUGCUUGUUGCAGAAAAAUGAGAAGAAUCCUUCUUAGGAUGAAAGAAAUAGAGAGUCAUUUGAUAGAGAAGCAGCAGAACAGGGUGACCGUUUUCGGAAGAUUUACUCCGGCUGAUGUGGCAAUAAAGAUAAGGAAAAAGAUGAAGCGUAGAGUCGAGAUUCUCGAAAUUCAAGAGUUUAUUGGACAUGUAGAAGAAAUUAAAAAUAAUUUCAGAGUUAUUACUUAGCUGCAGAUUUUUUUUUAUUUUU
Molecule: messenger RNA, 403 nt
Organism: Erythranthe guttata (spotted monkey flower)
Lineage: Eukaryota; Viridiplantae; Streptophyta; Magnoliopsida; Lamiales; Phrymaceae
Source: RefSeq, a predicted model, not a curated record